UGCCAUGAUGCAUUUCUUAAGCAUUUCCAUUCCGUUUUUCUAUGAAAUUGACAGAAUAAAAAUUUAAUUGCAUGAAAGUACGGAGGACAAUUUUGAAACUCGCACUGCAGUGUUUCCUGCGCAUCUUGCACGCACUAUUUGGAAGAGGAUGCUCGGUGCUGCGUUUCCCAACUCUUCAACCCGACAAAUUGCGGAUAUAAUCUCAACGUAAUUUUGUGUGUGGAUUUGAUUUGACAAUGCAACAUUACAUAACUCGGAUUAUUUCAUAUUAAUUCGCAUUGUAAUAUAACUACCCUGUGCCAAAAACUGGAGCAUCCUUCGCAUUAUCAGAAGUGCUCAGUCUGCGUGCGGUUGUGAUCUCCGCAUCCCCCGACAUCCAGAGCUGACCUACUUUUUAACACCCUAUAUAUUUGCGUGAUAUAAACAUCCAUCUGCUGUGAUGUCGGACUGCAGGCGACAGUGGAACCGGGAGGAUGAGCUCCCUGUGUACCUGGCUAAACCCAUCUCGACCGGACCCAACCAGCGACACAAGCAUCAUGGGAUGUUUACCUCUGUUGAGGGGGCAUUUGAUAGUAAAACUAUAGAUUUCGAUCAGUACGCAGUGGGAAGGAAAGAAAACAGGGCGCCGCGGAGCUGGAGCAGGGAGCGCAUUGUGGAUGGGGAUUGUGAAGCCAAUGAGAUCAGCGGCGGGUCCGUCAGCAACUCCCCGGGCGAGAUAGACGACGGCCGCUCAGGUGUGGAAGACACCGCUCAGACGGGACCGGAAUUUCUGGGGGAAAACGACAGGAAGAGUGAGCGAUUGCUGAUUAAAGGUGGUAGGGUGGUUAAUGAUGAUCAGUCGCUCUUUGCGGAUGUAUAUGUUGAAGAUGGAGUUAUUAAACAGGUUGGGGAGAACCUAAUUGUGCCUGGUGGUGUGAAGGUGAUUGAGGCUAAUGGGUGUAUGGUGAUACCUGGUGGCAUUGAUGUGAACACCUGCCUGCUUAAGCCUUACCUAGGCACCCCACCAAUAGAUGACUUCUACCAGGGUACCAAAGCUGCUCUGGCAGGAGGCACCACCAUGAUCAUUGACCAUGUGAGUCCACAGCCAGGCGAAAGUCUAUUGGAGGCCUUUGAGAAGUGGCAGGAAGCGGCCGAUAAGAAGUCCUGCUGUGAUUAUUCACUACAUGUGGAUAUCCCACAGUGGCAUGAUGGUGUAAAGGAGGAGCUGGAACAGCUGGUACAGGACAAAGGAAUUAACUCUUUCCAAGUGUACAUGGCUUAUAAAGACUUAUUCCAAAUGACUGAUUCUCAGUUGUAUGAAGCAUUCUUAUACAUUAAAGAGUUGGGUGCUGUAGCAAUGGUGCAUGCAGAGAAUGGUGACCUUAUAGCACAGGAACAAAACAAAAUUCUGGGCAUGGGCAUCACUGGUCCAGAGGGCCAUCCGCUGAGCCGCCCGGAAGAGCUGGAGGCAGAGGCUGUUUUCCGCGCCAUCACCCUUGGCAACCAAGUCAAUUGCCCUGUCUACAUUACCAAAGUGAUGAGUAAAAGCGCAGCUGAGACCGUGUCCCAAGCCCGGAAAAAAGGUUCUGUUGUAUUUGGGGAGCCAAUUACAGCCAGCUUGGCAACAGAUGGGUCGCAUUACUGGAGCAAAAACUGGGCGAAAGCAGCAGCUUACGUGACCUCUCCACCCCUCAGCCCGGACCCGACUACACCUGAUCACCUUCACACUCUGCUUGCCUGUGGGGACCUGCAGGUCGUGGGUAGUGGCCACUGUGCUUACAGUACUUCCCAAAAGGCCAUAGGAAAAGACAACUUUACCCUUAUACCCGAGGGAACCAAUGGAGUGCAGGAGAGAAUGGGUUUUGUAUGGGACAAAGCUGUGGCCAUGGGGAAAAUGGAUGAAAACCAGUUUGUUGCAGUUACGAGCACCAAUGCAGCCAAAAUCUUUAACCUGUACCCACGCAAGGGUCGGAUAGCAGUGGGUUCGGAUGCCGACAUUGUUAUCUGGGACCCUGAUAAUAUAAAGACUAUCACAGCAAAAUCACAGCUGUCGGCUCUAGAAUAUAAUAUUUUUGAGGGAAUGGAGUGUCGUGGUGGUCCCAUGUAUGUGGUCAGUCAGGGCAGGAUUGCACUUGAGGAUGGGAAACUUCAGGUUUCCCAGGGGACUGGACGCUAUAUCUCUCGCAAACCCUUCCCUGACUAUGCCUACCAACGCAUUAAGAUCCGCGACAAGGCGAUAAGCAAGCAGGGAGUGUCUCGUGGGAUGUACGAUGGUCCAGUGUACGAUGUCCCAGCAACACCCAAAUAUAUAACCCCAGCACCCUCUGCCAAGACCUCACCCACUUCACACCAGCCUCCACCAAUCAGAAACUUGCAUCAGUCUAACUUCAGCCUAUCAGGGGCUCAAAUUGAUGACAGCGUUCCUCGACGUUCUGGGCACCGUAUUGUAGCACCCCCGGGUGGUCGCUCUAAUAUCACCAGCCUUGGUUAAGACUCCAGUAGCGUGUUUGUGUUUGCGUGCGUGCGUGAAUGUGUGCGUGCGUUCUGAUUUUGUCAAGUGGUUAAUGUCCACAAGGAAACAUUAUGUUGACCCUGGGACAACAUUUCAAUCAACCAAUCAGAUUUCAGAAAUACGUUUACAGUUUAAUAAGUUUAAGCUUACAACCAGGAUUUGCUGCUUCUAGACCAUUGUUUUAAUUUAUCAUUUCCCUCUGAUUUUAGGGUUCAAUUAUGGUUAGGUUGGGUUUAGCUUUAUUUACAAAAAUGUUGUCCUUGAGUCGUCACAAUAAGUUGCCCUGAGUAAGUUGCCAUCUCUUACUUGGCAAAAUCAGGUCAAGCGUGUGUGCGUGCGUGGAAUAACCAUCAGUAUUGUCUUCACACAGUGAACGAACGUUUUGUGUACUUUUUACUCAUGCAUGUAAAAUUAUAGUCUAUAUUCUGUGUGAUCACCUUAUAUGUGCAGUGAAUGCCCCUUCCACAGUGCAUAUUGCUGUGCACAUUGUAUACAAUAGCCUCACUGAUAAAGACAAAUAUCUAUAGAUUAUAGCUAGACAAUCACCAAAAUACUCUAUAUCCAUAACAACUCAAGUAGCAUUUUAAACAGUGUUGAAAUAACUGAUCACAUUUCUGACUUAGUGACUGACAUGCUCAUUGAUGUGACCCCAGUGUUUGUGAUAUAGUGUUAAAAAUGUCUCGUGAAACCUAGCGUUAGUAUUCCCUAUCGCUGGUUAUCUUACAAAAUGGUGCUUCUACUACAAGUGACAAAGCUCUUAAAUGGUUGUAGGCUGAAAAGUGCUUUAAAAUGCAGAUCUGAGGUCAGUUUUUGGCAUGGUUGUACCGCUAAUAAGUGCACCAUGAAACUGAACCAGUAGCUGGCGUUGCAAGCACUUUUACUUUGCUGUUCUCCGUGCACUGAAGUAUUUUUAAUUUUGUGUUAUAUGUAAUUUUGUGAUAAAGGAUGGUGAUGGAUUGCAUGAUUUUACUUUUAGAUGUUGAAACUCGAAUCAUACUCUCUCUUUAUACUUUGAAGGCAAUUUUAUUUUGCACCAUAUUAGAUUUAACUGCAUUUAAAAAGGGGAAAAUAUAUCAUUUUAAAAGUUUGACAUUCUUAGCUUUAGAAAAAUGUUUGCAUGUUAAGUUUGACUUAAAGUUUGCAUUACUACUCCAAUCCCCUUGUAGAUUUUGUUUAUCUGGAAAAUUAAUCGAGUGCUGUGCAAUAAAUAUCUAUCAGAACUUACAGUACACUGUUAAAAAUAAAAAAUGGUCCCUAUAGCUGUCACAGGGGCAGACCCUUUUUAAAAGCACACCUUUGCACCUAAAGAGUGUUCCUCAGAGGACCAUAUUGGUACCUAAUAAACUUGUGGUGGUACU
Molecule: messenger RNA, 3849 nt
Organism: Misgurnus anguillicaudatus (oriental weatherfish)
Lineage: Eukaryota; Metazoa; Chordata; Actinopteri; Cypriniformes; Cobitidae
Source: RefSeq, a predicted model, not a curated record